AUGGCAAGCGACGAAGCGAACAAGAUGUAUGAAGACAACCAAGGAUCAAUCGCUCUCGCCAAGAACCGGGAGUUACAUAAGAGAACAAAGCACAUUGACAUACGCUACCAUUAUGUGCUUGAGAAGGUGGAAUCGGGCGAAGUCGCUUUGGAGUAUUGCCCGACUCAAGAUAUGCUGGCGGACUUGAUGACCAAGUCGAUCGCCGCUGUACAAUUUGAAAACAUUCGCGAUCGACUCGGGAUCCAAGGUGCCGCAGCUAACGAGUCAUGA
Peronospora matthiolae is the source of this 270-nucleotide messenger RNA. The record is from the annotation of a GenBank genome assembly. NCBI's taxonomy places the organism in Eukaryota, Oomycota, Peronosporomycetes, Peronosporales, Peronosporaceae.